AUGGCUGCCCUGCCCGGCGCGGUCCCGAGGAUGGUGCGGCCGGCUCCGGGGCAGAGCUACCCGCGCACGGGAUUUCCCCUGGAAGUGUCCACCCCACUGGGCCAAGGCCGGGUCAAUCAGCUCGGUGGGGUCUUCAUCAACGGGCGACCCCUGCCUAACCACAUCCGCCACAAGAUCGUGGAGAUGGCCCACCACGGCAUCCGGCCCUGUGUCAUCUCCCGCCAGUUGCGCGUCUCCCACGGCUGCGUCUCCAAGAUCCUGUGCCGCUACCAGGAGACCGGCUCCAUCCGGCCGGGGGCCAUUGGCGGCAGCAAACCCAGACAGGUGGCGACCCCGGAUGUGGAGAAAAAGAUUGAGGAGUACAAACGGGAAAACCCGGGCAUGUUCAGCUGGGAGAUCCGGGACCGGCUGCUAAAGGACGGGCACUGCGACCGCAGCACCGUGCCCUCAGUGAGUUCGAUUAGCCGCGUGCUCAGAAUCAAGUUCGGGAAGAAAGAGGAGGACGAUGAGGCCGACAAGAAGGAGGAAGACGGUGAGAAGAAGGCUAAACACAGCAUCGAUGGCAUCCUGGGCGACAAAGGGAACCGGCUGGACGAGGGAUCAGACGUGGAGUCGGAACCCGACCUCCCGCUAAAGCGCAAGCAGCGCCGGAGCCGGACCACGUUCACGGCCGAGCAGCUGGAGGAGCUGGAGAAGGCCUUCGAGCGGACGCACUACCCCGACAUCUACACCCGCGAGGAGCUGGCGCAGAGGACCAAGCUGACCGAGGCGCGCGUCCAGGUCUGGUUCAGUAACCGCCGCGCCCGCUGGCGUAAGCAGGCAGGAGCCAACCAGCUGGCCGCCUUCAACCACCUUCUGCCAGGAGGCUUCCCCCCCAGCGGCAUGCCCACGCUGCCGCCCUACCAGCUGCCGGACUCUGCCUACCCCACCUCCACCAUCUCCCAGGACGGGGGCAGCACGGUGCACCGGCCCCAGCCUCUGCCGCCGUCCACCAUGCACCAGGGGGGGCUGGCUGCGGCCGCCGCGGCCGCCGACACCAGCUCUGCCUACGGAGCGCGCCACGGCUUCUCCAGCUACUCCGACAGCUUCAUGAACCCGGCGGCGCCCUCCAACCACAUGAACCCCGUCAGCAACGGCCUGUCUCCCCAGGAGGAGGGAGCGAGAGAUUUCCAGGUGGCCUCGACUUGGAGGGACAGCGUUGCACUUGACAGCCAAGUGAUGAGCAUCCUGAGCAACCCCGGCGCGGUGGCGCCGCAGCCGCAGGCCGACUUCUCCCUGUCCCCGCUGCACGGCGGCCUGGACUCAGCCACCUCCAUCUCGGCCAGCUGCAGCCAGCGGGCGGACUCCAUCAAGCCGGGAGACAGCCUGCCCACCUCCCAGUCCUACUGCCCGCCCACCUACAGCACCACCGGCUACAGCGUGGACCCCGUGGCUGGCUACCAGUACGGCCAGUAUGGCCAGACUGCUGUUGACUACCUGGCCAAAAACGUGAGUCUGUCCACACAGCGCCGCAUGAAGCUGGGGGAGCACUCCGCCGUGCUGGGACUGCUGCCUGUGGAGACCGGCCAAGCCUACUAG
This is a messenger RNA of Lepus europaeus (European hare), 1578 nucleotides long. RefSeq names its product paired box 7 (gene PAX7). The record is from RefSeq and is a predicted model, not a curated record. Lineage: Eukaryota; Metazoa; Chordata; Mammalia; Lagomorpha; Leporidae. Gene Ontology annotation, biological process: regulation of transcription by RNA polymerase II; anatomical structure development. The transcript has 11 exons. Bases 1 to 1578 code for a protein of 525 amino acids. Gene Ontology annotation, molecular function: RNA polymerase II cis-regulatory region sequence-specific DNA binding; DNA-binding transcription factor activity, RNA polymerase II-specific.